Molecule: messenger RNA, 399 nt
Organism: Malassezia restricta
Lineage: Eukaryota; Fungi; Basidiomycota; Malasseziomycetes; Malasseziales; Malasseziaceae
Product: small subunit ribosomal protein S24e
Exons: 4
Coding region: 1-399 (132 amino acids)
Biological process (GO): translation
Cellular component (GO): ribosome
Molecular function (GO): structural constituent of ribosome
Source: RefSeq, a predicted model, not a curated record
AUGGAUCCGAACUCGCCCAUUACUCUGCGGACCCGCAAGUUCAUCAGCAACCGUCUGCUUCAGCGCAGGCAGAUGGUCCUUGAGGUGAUCCACCCCGCUCGUCCGAAUGUGUCGAGGUCCGAGCUCCAAGAAAAGGUGGGCGAGCUCUAUAAGACGCCCAAGGAGCAGGUCUCUGUAUUCGGCAUGCGCACGCACUUUGGUGGCGGCCGCUCGACGGGCUUUGCUCUCGUGUACGACAGCAAGGAUGCCGUGCAGCGCUUCGAGCCUACCUACCGCCUCGUCCGCAACGGUAUUGUCCCCAAGGUCGAGAAGCCAUCGCGCAAGCUUCGGAAGGAGCGUAAGAACCGUGGCAAGAAGGUCCGCGGUACCAAGAAGGCCGGUGGCGACAAGAAGAAGUAA